AAAAAUAUUGUAAUUAAAAAUGGAUGAAAACGUAGUGCUUGCGAAUAUAGCAGCAAUAAUUACAAAAGAUAUUCUAUUUGAUGAUAAAAACUAUUCCGGCGUACAGCAAAAAUUUAUGCAAACAAAUUUUCACGGAAAAAAUCCCUCAGGCACGAAGUUGGACGAGGACGAGGAGUUUUAUCUGCAGCAAACAAUAUUUAAUAAUAAGAAUCACACACAAAAUCCAACAAACAAAUGUCAGACAAAUCAAAAGAAACGCAAAAUGCAUGAUUUUUCUACUUCAAAACCAAAAUUUUCAAGGCAAACGUUAGAUAAAAAUAUUGAAAUCAAGGAAUUAAAUUUAUUAAAUGAUUUCGAAUCGAAUGACUUCGAAAAUCAACUUCACAUGUCAAAAAAUACUUUCAUUAGUAUUUUCCAAAUGGUGCGCGUUCUAUUAGCAAAAAAAUUCUCGAAGAGAACGAUCCCUUCACAGACAGUAUUCUCGCUGGCCAUGUGGAAAUUAACAACCGAUGAGCAUUUUGAAGAAAUUUCGCGUAAAUUUGAAAUUCCCUUGAAUACCUGCAUUGAAGUUAUUCGACAAUUUUGGAAUAUAAUAGCAUAUAAUUAUGAAACUUUCAUUAAAUGGCCAAAGACACAACAUGCACAACAAACUACCAUGAAUGAUUUUAAAAUGCGUCCAGAGUUGUCACAAUUUCCAAAAUGUAUUUUCGGUAUUAUAACACUAAAACGUUUAGACAUUUUUCUAGAAACCGAAAAUGAAGAAAUGCCAAUUAUAUUACAAAUAAUCUCCAAUGCCAAAAAUGAAAUCAUAGAUUGUUUCGUUGAGUUUGCACAGAAAUAUAAUUUCGAUGAAACACCCAUUGGACUGGCAUUAAGUAGAAAAACAAUACCUGAAAAUAGUUUCUUAAUUGGUAAUAAAUAUUUUCCACUUAAGCACUAUUUAUUACGUCCUUUUGAACAAGGGUGCACCUCAAAGCAAGCGGCUUUUAAUAGUCUGCUAGAACCAGCUUUGAAUAUGGGCACUCGCGUGCUAGAUAAUAUUGCCAAACGCUUUAAUGUACUCUAUGCGCUUGAAGCUAAGGAUUUGGUUGAGGUACGUAGAAUAGUGGAAACUAUUUGUUCGCUACACAAUUUAUGCAUUGACAAUGAAGAUGGUUAUGUGAAGAAGAAAAAGGAAGCAAAUAAUUUCAAUUGGGCGAGCAGUGGCAAAGCACCAAACGUACGAAUCGGUGAGACUAGUUUCGGCAAUAAGAGACGUGCUGAUUUAGUUGAAACUAUAAUAGGCAAGUAGAAGUUAAGAUGUUAAAAAAAAUAUAGUUAAAGGUUAUAGUACGUUUUCACUGACUUUAUUACACCAGUUAACUUACUUGAGAUUCAAGUAAUUCAAGCGAUCUGAACUAAGUUAACUGGUCUGACGAAACCAGUGGAAGCAUACUAUUAGGUAAAUAUGAUAGCUGUUAGUCAUGUAUAGACAAAUUGAGACGUAAAAAUAGUUUAGUAGUAGGCAACGUGUAAGAUAGCGACACAUUUACGAAUCUACAUAGUACUUAAAUCUAUACCUAAUAUUUUAAUUGCUCUUAGAUUUAAAUAAAUUAUUUAAAAUUUAAAUAUUUAUUAAAAUACAUUUGAUUCACUACAUUUAUACAUUUGCAAACAUUCAUUACUUAAAUAAAAUAUGUAUUACUAUUACUUUUAGUUACUUUAUUAUAAAGUCUACAAUUAUUUGUCCGUACUUGCUUGCAUA
Molecule: messenger RNA, 1744 nt
Organism: Teleopsis dalmanni
Lineage: Eukaryota; Metazoa; Arthropoda; Insecta; Diptera; Diopsidae
Exons: 2
Coding region: 20-1291 (423 amino acids)
Source: RefSeq, a predicted model, not a curated record